UGUACUGUACCCACGUAAGAGAGGUCUCCAGGAGUAAGUGAGAUAAUUAGUGGUGUCUGUGCCGAGUGAAUGAUUAAAUAGAACACGCCUGCAAAUGAAUAAAGAUUGUAAAUAGAUAAGACUGAGACUCGCAACUUACGCGGCUGAACCCUGAAUAAUGGGUGUGAUCAGUUUCCGCGUUUUCGAUACCUUGUAUUAACGCUCGCCGUUUUCUAUAACUAGGAAAACAAAUUCGUCAACCACGGUGGAACGCCCGUCGAUAAACGUUGCUAAACCGCGUGCCAAAAUGAGCCUGAGUAUAACAAGGCUAUUUACAAAGAAGAAGAACAGCAACGUCGAGGUAGUUUCGGAGAUAGGUCUGCCGACAAACGUCACGCAGAAUAUCCACGUUACCAAAAAUGUCGAAACUGGUCAACUCGAGGGUCUGCCCGACCGGUGGAUCCAAGAAUUAGACAAGCAGAUAACAAAGGUCGAGCAGAGUGAGCACCCAGCAGCAGCCCUGCAGGCCAUCAAGUUCUACAAUUAUUCGAUAAAGAAAAAACCAGUCGAGGAAGUUUUUAAACCAUUUGUCACAGAGAAAUUGAUCGACGAAGAGUCGCAAGAGAUCGAUAAAAUCCUAUCGAAAAAACAGUAUCAGUCUGGGGAUUCCGACGGCAGCACCUCCAUCAGCUCAAAUGACAGCCAGCAGAGACUACCAGACUUGCCUCCGAAGCUCAACAAACACCCCAAGCCCGCCCCACGAACAAAGGUGGAACGUUCCGAAAAAACCUUGACAGAGAUAUUAGAAGAUUUUAAUACCUACCAUAUUAACGAAGAAGAUGAAACUCGACUGCCGGAUGAUAUCCGUCACCCGGAUGACGAGAGUCCCAUACUACGAAGAAAGACUGAAGGUUCCGUGGGGAAAAUGACAGAAGACGAGGUUUUCGAGGAGCUGCGAAAAAUAUGCAAUCCCGAAGAUCCACAUCGAAGGUUUGAGAGAAGCAAAGAAGUAGGAGCUGGUGCGUCGGGCACUGUUUUCAGAGCCACCGACACAAGGACUGGUCAAAGAGUGGCCAUCAAGGACAUUGAUUUGACCAAACAGCCUAAGAAGGAACUAAUUCUGACAGAGAUUCAAGUCUUGAAAGGAUUCCAUCAUCCAAAUCUCGUCAAUUUUCUUGACGCUUAUUUGGUAGACGAAAAUCUAUGGGUGAUAAUGGAACUGCUGGAUGGAGGGCCAUUAACGGAUGUUGUCACUGAAACUAUUAUGAAGGAGGCCCAGAUAGCGGCAGUUUGCCGCGAGGUUCUCAAAGCUGUGAGCUUUCUACAUGCGAAAGGAAUCAUUCAUAGAGACAUUAAAUCCGACAACAUUCUACUAGGAAUGAACGGGGUUGUAAAGGUGACGGAUUUUGGAUUUUGCGCAAACAUUGUUGGCGACGAAAAACGGCAAACAAUGGUUGGGACUCCGUAUUGGAUGGCUCCAGAGGUUGUGACGAGGAAGCAGUAUGGUAAAAAAGUAGAUAUUUGGUCCCUUGGUAUAAUGGCGAUUGAAAUGAUCGAAGGGGAGCCGCCAUAUUUAAAGGAAACUCCGCUUCGAGCUUUGUACUUGAUCGCUGCUAUAGGGAAACCGUCCAUCCCGAGGUGGGAUACGCUAACUCCUCAUUUCCAAAAUUUCCUUGAGAGAUGCUUGGCUGUUGAGGUCGAUGAUCGAGCAACAGCUGACGAGCUGCUCGCUCAUCCGUUCUUAGAUAACUGUGCGGAUUUAUCUACACUGACGCCGCUGAUUCGUGCAGCCCAAAAAAUUUUGCGGAAAGGAUAUUAAACAAAUUACAUUGUCCCAAAAAGUAAUUAUAUGGGUAGGAAAAUUGAGAAAACAUUCUCCCACUCGUUUCCAGCUGUGUAUCACUAUCGUUUCAUAGUCAGUAGUCGAUCCCUCGGUACAUGCCGCAAAAUAUUUAUACAUACAGUUUCACUGUAAUAAAUUUAGCAUAA
Molecule: messenger RNA, 1968 nt
Organism: Diprion similis
Lineage: Eukaryota; Metazoa; Arthropoda; Insecta; Hymenoptera; Diprionidae
Gene: Pak3
Product: serine/threonine-protein kinase PAK 2
Exons: 1
Coding region: 287-1798 (503 amino acids)
Biological process (GO): intracellular signal transduction; protein phosphorylation; regulation of axonogenesis
Cellular component (GO): cytoplasm
Molecular function (GO): protein serine/threonine kinase activity; ATP binding
Source: RefSeq, a predicted model, not a curated record